UAUCUCACCUCAUUCUCAUUCUCUUUUCUUCUCAUCAUUCUUCACAUUUCAUUCCAUUUCUCAACCUCUUUAAUCAUAACACAAAAACAAAAUGCAUAACAUUAGUCUAAACAUGCCACCAAUGUCUCAAACAUUCGACCCCGAAGACAUUUUCAAAAACCGUUGCAUUUUGGUGGAUGGACCUGUAAUAGUUGGAGCUGGUCCAUCAGGCUUAGCAGUUGCAGCUUGUUUAAAAGACCAAAAUGUCCCUUUCGUCGUAGUCGAAAGAGCUAACUGCAUUGCAUCGCUUUGGCAGAAUCGAACUUAUGAUCGUCUUAAACUUCAUCUUCCUAAACAAUUCUGUCAACUACCCAAUUUUCCAUUCCCUGAUUAUUUCCCAGAAUACCCUUCAAAAUUUCAGUUCAUAAACUACCUUGAAUCAUAUGCUAAAAACUUUAACAUUACUCCAAAUUUCAAUGAAACAGUUCAAUCUGCUAAGUAUGAUGAAACUUUUGGUCUUUGGAGGAUUAAGACUAUUAGAAAUAAAAAUGAUAAAGUUGUUGAAGUUGAGUAUAUUUGUAGGUGGAUUGUGGUUGCUACCGGCGAAAAUUCAGAGAAAGUUGUUCCUGAAUUUGAAGGUUUGAAUGAUUUUGGUGGACAUGUUAUGCAUGCUUGUGAUUAUAAAUCCGGUGAAAGUUAUACCGGUAAGAAAGUUCUCGUUGUUGGCUGUGGAAAUUCCGGCAUGGAAGUUUCUCUUGAUCUUUGUAACCAUAAUGCAAAUCCAACAAUGGUUGUUCGAAGCUCGGUUCAUGUGCUACCAAGGGAAAUAUUUGGAAAAUCAACUUUUGAGCUAGCAGUUACAUUGAUGAAAAGGUUCCCAGUUUGGAUGGUUGAUAAGAUAUUACUUGUUCUGACACGUUUGAUUUUGGGGAAUAUGGAAAAGUAUGGUAUUAAAAGGCCAUCUAUUGGACCUUUAGAGCUUAAGAACACUUCAGGGAAAACACCAGUUUUAGAUAUUGGAGCACUUGAGAAAAUUAGAUCUGGAAAAAUCAAAGUUGUUCCUGGAAUUAAGAAAUUUUCAGCAGGGAAAGUUGAACUUGUUGAUGGAAAUGUUCUUGAUAUUGAUUCUGUUGUUCUUGCUACUGGCUAUAGAAGCAAUGUACCUUCAUGGCUUAAGGAGAAUGAAUUUUUUUCAGAUGAUGGGAUACCAAAAGAUCCAUUUCCAAAUGGAUGGAAAGGAAAAGUUGGUCUUUAUGCAGUUGGAUUUACAAGGAGAGGACUCUCUGGUGCAUCAUUAGAUGCAAUUAGUGUGUCUCAAGACAUUGCCAAAAGUUGGAAAGAAGAAACUAAACAAAGAAAGAAAACAGUGGCUUCACGCCAUAGAAGAUGCAUAUCACACUUCUGAAAAAAUUAGUGUCUGUAGUUGCGCAUAAAGCGCACAGAGGAUACCUGAUUUAUUUUGAAUUUAUUAAGCUUUCUUUUGGCAAAAGAAUAGCACACAAAAGUUAAUGUAUACAAAUUAUAGCACACAAAAAAUUAGCCCUCUCCUAAAAAAAUCCUAAUGUUUGAUAAUAAUUAUGAUAUUAUUUUUUUUUUGUACAAAGGAUGAUGAGGCUUAUUUAUUUGAUUAAUUAUUUAUAUGGUUUG
Trifolium pratense (red clover) is the source of this 1626-nucleotide messenger RNA. RefSeq names its product probable indole-3-pyruvate monooxygenase YUCCA3. The record is from RefSeq and is a predicted model, not a curated record. The coding region runs from base 92 to 1384 and encodes 430 amino acids. Gene Ontology annotation, molecular function: NADP binding; flavin adenine dinucleotide binding; N,N-dimethylaniline monooxygenase activity. Lineage: Eukaryota; Viridiplantae; Streptophyta; Magnoliopsida; Fabales; Fabaceae. The transcript has 3 exons.